AUGGGGAAACGCAGUGCCGAGCAAACGGAGCUGCAGCCGAAGAAGAAAUCCAAGGCUGAUAGGCAAUCCAAAGACAAGAAGCCUGUUGAGGAGACCGGGACCUCAGAUUCUGAGAAGACUACCUACAUCCAGGCUUCCGCUCUUAGUGACCUUCCGCAGUCCCAGAUUGAUCAGUACCUCCAAGACAAGACCAUUAAAGUCACUGAUGCUUCUACCGACGGUCCCAAUCUCCGUCCCAUCAUGCAAUUCGACUACCUACCCCCGUGUGAUGACAAGCUGUACGACGCAUUGAAGUCAUUCCCUGCUCCCACCCCCAUUCAAGCCGCUACCUGGCCACUGCUGUUCGCGGGCCGGGAUGUGAUUGGUAUCGCCGAAACUGGUAGUGGCAAAACCCUGGCAUUUGGCUUGCCCUGCCUCAAAAAAAUGAUUGAUUCUAGACGCAGCAAGAAGGUGUCUCAUCCUACUGCAGUGAUCAUUUCCCCCACGCGCGAGCUUGCGAUGCAAAUUCAUGACCAGCUCAUUAAAUUUGCCGAUGUGGUGAAGGCCGGGGUAACGUGUAUCUAUGGAGGUGUGAGAAAGGACGAGCAACGUGAAGCCCUCAAGACGUGUGCGAUCGUGGUCGCUACGCCCGGUCGGUUGAAGGAUCUCCAGAACGAAGGUUCCGUCAAUCUCGGGAAAGUGAAGUAUCUUGUUUUGGAUGAGGCUGAUCGCAUGCUGGAUAAGGGAUUCGAGCAAGACAUCAAGGAAAUCAUCCAACCCAUGCCAGUUUCCAAAAGGCAAACAGUCAUGUUCACGGCAACCUGGCCUCGGUCGGUCCGGGAUCUGGCUGCGAGCUUCAUGAGUUCUCCCGUGACGGUGACUAUCGGAGGGGAUCCUUCUGCGGACCCUCGGGCGAACACGAGGAUCAAGCAGGUGGUCGAGGUGGUGGACGGGCGGGAUAAAGAAAACCGACUGAUUCAGCUCCUCAAUCGUUCCCAGAGAGGAUCGCCGAAUCCCGAGAAGGUCCUUGUGUUUUGCCUAUACAAAAAGGAAGCUAUGCGGGUGGAAAGACUCAUCAACUCUAAGGGAUUCAGGGUUGCCGGCAUCCAUGGUGAUUUGAACCAGUCGGACCGGUUCCGAAAUCUUGAAGCUUUCAAAACUGGCGCUGCUACUGUUUUGGUCGCAACCGAUGUCGCAGCACGAGGCCUGGACAUUCCUGCCGUGAAAUUGGUGAUCAAUGUCACUUUCCCUCUCACUGUAGAAGACUACGUGCACCGCAUCGGGCGAACUGGGCGAGCUGGAGCGGAGGGCCACGCCAUUACCUUGUUUACUGAGCAGGAUAAGGCUCUUUCGGGCGGAUUGAUCAAUGUGCUUAAAGCCGCCAAGCAAGAGGUCCCAGAGUCCUUGUUGAAGUUUGGCACCACUGUUAAGAAGAAGCAGCACGGCGCUUACGGCGCAUUCUUCAAGGAUGUUGACACGGAUAAGAAGGCGACUAAGAUUACGUUUGAUGAUUGA
This is a messenger RNA of Penicillium odoratum, 1494 nucleotides long. RefSeq names its product RNA-dependent ATPase DBP3 (gene dbp3). Gene Ontology annotation, molecular function: ATP binding; RNA helicase activity; RNA binding. Lineage: Eukaryota; Fungi; Ascomycota; Eurotiomycetes; Eurotiales; Aspergillaceae. Gene Ontology annotation, cellular component: nucleolus. The record is from RefSeq and is a predicted model, not a curated record. The transcript has 2 exons. Bases 1 to 1494 code for a protein of 497 amino acids. Gene Ontology annotation, biological process: rRNA processing.